This is a messenger RNA of Colletotrichum karsti, 687 nucleotides long. Its product is annotated as Snf7 family protein. Gene Ontology annotation, biological process: late endosome to vacuole transport; endosome transport via multivesicular body sorting pathway; protein transport. Bases 1 to 687 code for a protein of 228 amino acids. The transcript has 2 exons. Gene Ontology annotation, cellular component: multivesicular body; ESCRT III complex. The record is from RefSeq and is a predicted model, not a curated record. Lineage: Eukaryota; Fungi; Ascomycota; Sordariomycetes; Glomerellales; Glomerellaceae.
AUGGAGACGCUCAAGUCGCUGUUCGUCAAGCCCGAUCCGCAGCAACAGCUGCGAAAAUGUAACGCCCUCAUCCGCUCCAACAUUCGCAAACUCGACCGCGACAUCAACCAAGUCAGACAAGUCGAAGCCAAGACCAAGAACCUAAUCCUCCAAGCCGAUAAACGAGCGCAACGAGACCCCACCAGGGCGAGGCAGGCGCAGAAGGAGGCACGCGACUUCGCGCGCGAGCUCAUCCGCGCCCGGAAAACGAGCUCGCGGCUCAUCACCUCCAAGGCACAGCUUAACAGCGUGCAGAUGCAGGUCAACGAGGCCUUCGCCGUUCGCAAGAUCGAGGGCAGCAUCCGCGCGAGCGUCGGCGUCAUGAAGGACGUCAACCGUCUGAUCCGCCUUCCCGAGCUGGCCGGCACGAUGCAGGAGCUGAGCGUGGAGCUGAUGAAGGCCGGCAUCAUCGAGGAGAUGGUCGGUGAGAGCUUGCCCGAUGACAUGGACGCCCUGGAGGACGAGGAGGCCGAGGGCGAGGUUGACAAGGUGCUUGGCGAGAUCCUCAAGGACCGCAUGUCCAAGGAGAAGCUGCCGGCGGCGCCCGUCACGCAGGAACCCAAGCCGGUCGAGGCCGAGGAGGAAGAGGAGGACGCCGAGGCUAUGAUGGACCAGAUGCGCAACAGGCUCGAGGCGCUGAGGAGCUAG